Linum tenue is the source of this 1029-nucleotide messenger RNA. The record is from the annotation of a GenBank genome assembly. NCBI's taxonomy places the organism in Eukaryota, Viridiplantae, Streptophyta, Magnoliopsida, Malpighiales, Linaceae.
AAAGUUAAAAGCAUUUUCAGCCGAAAGAGAUCCACUCAUCUUCCUCGACUCAAGCGGUGGAAGCGUUCUUUCUCACGCUUCCUUACCGACUCACCCUGGUCCUCCGGCCUCCGUCUCCCUCACCGCCGCUCCCCUCCUCUUUCCACCCCUUUUCGUCUCUGUCUCUUUUUGCUUUUACCAUUCUGGCCCCGCAACUGUCUCCUGGCUAAAAAAGCAAAAUUGGAACCCAUCCCAAUCCCUAAUUCUUUCAGCCCUCAUUCGUUGUCGCUCUCGCGCAGAGAGAGCCCUGUCCGAGAAAUCUCUUCAGGCAUCGUCUUCUACCGACACCAUCUUCGUUCUUCUCCACUAUCACCUCUUCUCGAUCACACCUUUUGCUCCUCCAUUCCAUCCCUAACUCCUCUACUAUCAAAACCCCUCUUCAUGUUAGAAUCAAUCAAAGUGGGCUAGGGUUUCAAGCGUCUAUCCAAAUCUCUUGCUCCAUUAUCUGAUUGUUUAUUGUGGCAUGUUCGUUUUUUUUUUCUGAUUCAUUUUGAUUGAUUCUUCUUCGUUUACUCUAGUAUUUCGAUCUUCACAUUGUGUUCCCUUGGAGGGGCACUGUGAUUUUUUGUUUUUGUUUUGCAGGGGACAAAAUUCAGGGAGCAGCUACCAUGGACUUCCCCUGUAACGUCUUAAGAUUGAGUUCAUGUAAUUGGUGGAGCACUUCUGAUGGCAGGCCGUAUCCUUUUGGUUAAUCAAGUGUUCUGUUUGCAAGUAGUCUAAUUAGGAGAGUGGAGUUCCAAAUCCGUUGACAGUUAUUGAAGCUUUGAGAAGCAAAAGACUUAGAACGACAUACGCAAGCUUCAGGGGAUCAAACAAGAAUGCUUCAAGAAGCUUAAGAAAGGAAUACUUUGGGGCAUUCACUUAGGAAGUUAAUAUAGUUUAUACCGUUUGUAUUAAGAGUUGAAUUAAUUACUUGUAUUUUAUUUUGCUAAAGCACAAUGACGUGCUUUAAUACUAAUUAAAUGAUUAAGAACUAAUUUGUUUGUAGUA